Molecule: messenger RNA, 297 nt
Organism: Microthlaspi erraticum
Lineage: Eukaryota; Viridiplantae; Streptophyta; Magnoliopsida; Brassicales; Brassicaceae
Source: the annotation of a GenBank genome assembly
AUGCAAGAAAAUAUGAAAUGGUAUAUACAAGGGUUGGUGUUUGGAUACCUCAGUGUCCCCCAAAGAACUGGGAGGCAAAGGUCGUGGUCUGGAGAUGGUAGACGGCCAUCAGGAGCACUCCAUGCAACUGGGUUCCUCACUCGAUCGAGCUUGCGGCUCACUCGAUCGAGUUGUUCCUCGAGUUGGCAGAUUUUCUUCCUUAAAAACCUGUUCCUGCAAGAUUUAGCUGAUACAAACGCAGAGAUAAAGGAUAAAAGAAAUAUGUACAAGAUAGACAUGGGAAUUCCUCCCAAGUGA